Molecule: messenger RNA, 2895 nt
Organism: Naegleria lovaniensis
Lineage: Eukaryota; Heterolobosea; Eutetramitea; Acrasida; Naegleriidae
Exons: 1
Coding region: 1-2895 (964 amino acids)
Source: RefSeq, a predicted model, not a curated record
AUGGGUAAAACUUUAGAGAUUCAAGAACACCUUCCUGCACUUCAUUCUUUACAUACCUAUCAAUACGAAGGCGAUCAAUAUUAUUCUGCCGAUGAAAUUGUUGGAUCGUUCUUUAAAAAGGAGAAAAAUCAAAAAAUCUGCAAUAUUAUCGAAAGAAGCUAUGGCAAACACAUCACGAUCAAUAAUUGCCAACAGCAAGAGAUUGGGUUUCCAAAGGUAAAAAAGUCCGCAAUUUUGUUAAGCUUGGCAGCCGUUAUUGGAACUCUGUUAAAGUUGUCGAAGAAAGAUCAUCAUGAUUUAUUAAUUCAACACCUGUUCCAAACGCAUCCCAAUCACAACAGUGAUCACUAUGAUACACGUAUGGAUGACGAUGAAUUAUUUGAUAAUUCAAUGGAAGAAAUUUUCAACCAGCCUCAAGUCGAGGACCAAGAUGAAGCUUUCAAUCAAUUGGUUGCUGAUGCUGCAUCCUAUUUUGUUGACGAGAACUCUAAUGAAAAUGAUGAUGAUAUUUAUGAAAAUAAUAUUAUAGUAGAAGCUUCUGAUAUAAUUAAUGAUGCAAGUCAGCAACAUGAACUUAAUACAACCUCACAAGAUUACUCUCAAACAAUAGAUAGCAUGGAAAAAGCAAACACUAAUCCUAACCUUUCUCAACAGUGGAACGAUCAAUGGAACGCUUCUCAAAAUUGUAUACAAUAUUCUGGGCUUAAGUAUGUCGAACCAUUCAUUUUGGCAGACCAGACUUGUGAGACAUAUUUGUCCCAAUUUGCACUUUGGAACUAUUUCAAGCCUCAACAGCAAUCACAGCCUCAACAAUUCCCAACACAACCAAUUUGCUCUCAACAAUAUAAUAUUGAACAAUGGAAAAAUUGUUAUACAACUGAUACCGCUUUACAAUCCAAUACAUGUGACUCAUUCAACCAUUCUCAAGCACAAUCUGAUAAUGAUCAACAAGUAGAAUUGAAAUAUUGGGAAUGUGCUUGUUGUAAACACCAAAAAGUCCAAGCAUGUCCUCACAAAUACCCUGGUAUUCAAUCAAAUCAAGACAAUUACAACCGUGGAGCGAAAGAUCGAGCAAAAGAAAUAGUGUCUAUAUUUGAGAAAAUGUUAGGUAAUUUAGGACAUGAUGUACAUGCAUGGCUGGAAUGUUAUCUUCAAACUGAUGAAGGUAUUAAAACAGUAAUCCAAGAAUUAGAGCAAAAUAUUAGAUACAGCCAUCGUUAUCAAAAACUGAAAGAAUAUCUAAUUGAAAAGAAAGAUGUAACUAUUGUGCAAUAUUGGCGAGAUAAUAACUUGAUUUCUGAUGUUACAUAUCAUAACUUACGAAAAGAAGUCAAUUUAAUGACAUUACUCCCGACAAGGAAAGAGAUGACAACAUCGAAACAAUCACUAAAUGAACAAGUUGAGAAAACUUUCAAAUUACGAUGUCCAAGUUCAAACUACAUUGGAUAUAUUAUAGACUUAGAUCAAGCCAUAUUUUAUAUUCUGAAGCUAUGUAUGUCAUUAGGGAAAAAAUUACCCAAGAAAAUAUUUUUUAAAAUUGGGGUAGAUGGUAGAGAAAUUAAUGGAGUUAAACAAGUUGCAGUUGCAUUGGUUCCACUCAAUUUAAGAGAUGUAUUUCCAUCGCAGGCUGUUUAUUCUGUGUUUUAUAUUGGGUUAUUUCAGAUGAAGGAAACAAAAGAAAGUAUCAAAGAAACAAUUGGAACGCUUCACGAUGAGAUUGAGCGUGUUUUGCAAAAACAAUAUUUUGGGAAGCAUCAAGUUUGCCUUUUUUAUGUUUCAGACAUGCAUAAUGUAGGCAUGACGUUCUCAUUUGAUUUAUGUCCCUAUUGUAUGGCUCAAACUAUUGUAGAUUUUGCAUCAACUCCACGCGACUCUCUUGACGGCCAGUUACCUUUUUCUCCAUCACAAACAAUACUAUGUGCUCUUCAUAUCAAACAGAGGCUAGUAGAAAAUGUUAUUGGUUAUAUGGCAUCAACAACUUACAAAUAUGAGAUUCAGAAAAAUAUACAAACAUUACAUGGAUUGGAAACAUUUAAUUGGAAAGAGUUCCACGAACGAGUAUCGAAUUAUGGAAUUUCUCAAACCUCAGCACGAUCAUCAAUCAAGUCAUGUAUGCUGUCGGGAGAUCAUUGUAACACUAUUUUACAAAAUAUUGAGAAAGUUGUUGAUAAUAUUGAACCAAGCACCAAACAAAAAUAUUUACAAAUUCUGAAAUUGUUGCGAAAUAUUAUCAUUAUUAUUGAAAUGCAUCAAGAUAACGAAAAUAAUGACAAUGUAUUGACAGCAAAUAAGAUUGUGGAAUUGGACAAACUGAUAAUGCAAUUCUUAGUUGCGUGUUUUUCAAUAUGGACUCAAGGAAUUAAAGCUCAUUAUUUCCAUUUUAUAAUUCAUGUACCCUCAAUAAUGAGCUCUCUUUUCAAAGAAAAAUUAUCACUCUCGAUUUUGAGUAAUCAGGGAUUCGAACGGUCUCAUUUAUUUCACCAUGCAGUGUUUAAUCGAAUUAUUAACAAUGGAGGAGGUCGUACUCAAAUACACCCAACCAAACAAUUGCUAUUGUGGCAAUGUCGAAAGGUAUUAGUCGCAAUUGACUUGAAGGAAAAAACAGGAGAAACAUAUUGGCAUGAAAAACGUUUAAAAAAGCUUUAUUCUUGGGAUGCAAGUCAUGUCAAACCACAAAAGGAAUUGUAUCAAUGGUAUGAUGCUUCUUUAGUGGACCCAACCAUAAUUACGGAUCGUGAUAAUUUGAACAUGAUGAUUCAAAAGAUCCAAGAAAAUGACAAGGAGAACAGGAAGAAGCAAACUUCCAAAGAUACAGACACCAAUGCCUUCGCUGGGAGAGUAACUGCAACAAUGUCACACAAGAAACGGAAAGGAUGUCCUAGCAAUGAUGAAUGA